AUGGAUAAACGUAUCUUGCAGUUGCUUGAUGAAGACAAUGAUGACUGUGUUGAUGAUCCUGACUUCUCUUGCAGUUCUAAAUCAGAUGAUAGCAGUGCUUCUAACACGAGUGAUUCUGAUGACAGUGACCAAGACAACAAUGAGGUUUCGUACGUCGGAGAUUCAACUGACAAUGUAGUGUUGUGGUCAAAGGUAGAUGCAAUGUUCAGACCUCUAAAGACUAUGCCAAACAUGGUAAUUCCAGCUGUAUUAGCAAAAUUGGAUAGGAGUGCUUCAGAACUAGACGUCUUUGAGAAAAUAUUUUCCCCCAGUCUUUUUAUAUUUAUCUCUCAGUGUACGAAUCAGAGACUAAAAUUGAUAAAGAAAACCACAGUCCGGAGCACAGAUCCUGGAGAAAUUAGGUUGGUUCUUGGUGUUAUGCUCGUAAUGUGUUACAGUAGAGUGCCCUCAUUUUCGGACUACUGGUCACACAUUACUUCAAUGGGAAAUGUUGCUAUAAAAAGAGCAAUUUACAGAGAUAGGUGCAAAGUGUUACUUUCUACACUGUACUUCAAUUUCCCUGAUAAACCAGACACAGCUGAUAAGCUUUACUACCUAGAGCCAAUAGACGCUUGUCUGAAAAACACUUUUCAGAAAGCGAGGUCGGAAAAUACAGCACAAAGCAUUGACGAGUCUAUGAUAAAGUUCAAAGGAAGGUCAGCCUUGAAACAAUACCUUCCUAUGAAGCCAGUGAAGCGUGGAAUAAAGAUAUGGAUGAGGAGCGAUUCUGUAACAGGCUACACAUAUGGCUUCAACAUAUAUUUUGGAAACGAUGCAAAUAAUAUGGAUGGCACAUUGGGUGAACGUGUAGUUCUGCAGCUCUCAAAAACAAUUAGAGACACUAAUGUAAUGUUGUCAUUUGAUAUAUUUUUUACAUCAAUUUGUUUGAUGGAUACCUUGCUGUUUGCAGCUGUUGAUACAUGUAUGGCUAACAGGAAAAAUGUGCCAAAGUCAACGAAAAAACUUGCUCGGGGGGAAUGUGAGUUCCUUUGCAAUUCUUCUGGUACGUUGUGGUGUAAAUGGCAGGACACUGAAGAAGUAAUGUUGGUCAGUAACUGUCGUUCUAAUGAUGUGUGUACAGUGAACAAAAAAGCAAAAGAUGAAUCUAAAUUGGUUGCAGAGUGUCCAGUGGCACUGAAAACUUAUAACGACCUUAUGGGUGGCGUGGACUUGGCUGAUCAGAUGAGUAAACUGUAUGAUUUGGACAGAAAAUCUGAUAAAGGGUGGAAGAAAGCGUUCUACAAACUGUUGCUAACUAGUGCUGUAAAUGCCUGGAUUUUAAAAAAGAAAAUUCAACACAAAACAGUGCAACUAAAACAUUUUCUAGUCAACCUAACAGAGCAGAUGAUUGCCAAGGGACAAAAGACUGCCAAGGUACAGUGGAAAUCCUCAACUGGGCGCCCUUCUAAGAGAGCAAGAGUGAAUGUGUUCUAA
Schistocerca piceifrons (Central American locust) is the source of this 1473-nucleotide messenger RNA. RefSeq names its product piggyBac transposable element-derived protein 4-like. Bases 1 to 1473 code for a protein of 490 amino acids. Lineage: Eukaryota; Metazoa; Arthropoda; Insecta; Orthoptera; Acrididae. The record is from RefSeq and is a predicted model, not a curated record. The transcript is spliced from 2 exons.